UCUCGUUGCCAGGACAACAAGUAAACUGUCUGUGUGGCAAUGGCUGAUCUUCUAAAACUGAAACAACAAGUAGAGGAAUUCAAAAGUGAAUACUACAACAGAAACAGGGAAGCCGAGGUGAACAGAAAGAAGGAGACCCAGGCUGCCAUCCGAAUUCAGUGCUGGUUCCGAGCCUGCAGGGUGCGGACAUACAUCAGACAUCUGAACAAGAAAGCAAUCAUCAUACAGAAGGCAUGGCGCGGCUUUGCAGCAAGGGCACAUGUCAGACAAAUGGUGAAGGCGGCAUAUUUUACCAUGAAGAUGAAUUUCUACAACGACAUGGCGGUCAGGAUUCAGAAAACAUGGAGAGGAUUCUACUACAGGACGUACAUUCAUUACUUUUAUGCUCGGAAAAGGUAUCUGCAGCAAAUUCUCAUGAAGAAUGAGCUUCUCAGGAAAGAGUUGGAUGAGAUUGAGAAAGCACAGACGAGAGAGAAGGAAUAUCUAGAGGCUACAAAAGAGCAAAAAAUGAAAGCUUACCAAGCUUAUCGAUUGCACCACCUCAUCAGCACAAAACAGGUCCCUGGGGUAUUUAACUCUCCUUACAGGCAGGACCCUGAGGAGAUGGAGCUGCUGCUGAGGCAGGUCAGGUAUCAGGUCCCUACCAGCAGGGUCCGCCGAGAUUCAGGUUGUCUCAGGGGCCGUUGUGACUCAAUGGGACUUAGUUUCUCUGGGCCUCCUGAAUCCCAAAGUAUUUCCACCAAAACCCGGGAGUUGAGGACCAGACUACCUCCUAUUGGCAGCAAGAAGGGAAAGGCAAAAAUAACCCAAACUGUCCAUAACAGAUGAGGCAGAUAAUGGAUUAAAGCAAUAUGACUGAGGUGAAAAAAAAAAAAAAACUGAAAAAAAGUGCAAUAGUAAAAUUCUUGUGUUCGAGUGAUGACAAAAUAAAAGACAAUGUGACAGCAGCUUUAAAGCCCAGCUGGAUCAGAGGCUCCUGGAAGAACACCUUUGCCUCAAUAAAGGGAUCACAGGGAGAAGAAUCAGCAAUAUCUGUUCUCCAUGCGACUUAUGCAAAAAUCUUAAAAUUACAAUAUUACACCUCAGACAGGUGAGACUUCCAUGACUCACACUUUUUGUGAUUUAUAAUGAAUCAUCUGAUCUUUCAUUUUAUUUUUAUGUGUACUAGUUCACUUUUAAUCUGAGUAAACACAUAUUUAAACCAUA
Gambusia affinis (western mosquitofish) is the source of this 1206-nucleotide messenger RNA. RefSeq names its product spermatogenesis associated 17 (gene spata17). NCBI's taxonomy places the organism in Eukaryota, Metazoa, Chordata, Actinopteri, Cyprinodontiformes, Poeciliidae. Gene Ontology annotation, molecular function: protein binding. Gene Ontology annotation, cellular component: spindle pole. Gene Ontology annotation, biological process: establishment of meiotic spindle localization; spindle organization; mitotic cell cycle. Bases 40 to 828 code for a protein of 262 amino acids. The record is from RefSeq and is a predicted model, not a curated record. The transcript is spliced from 7 exons.